Molecule: messenger RNA, 2754 nt
Organism: Saccostrea cuccullata (small rock oyster)
Lineage: Eukaryota; Metazoa; Mollusca; Bivalvia; Ostreida; Ostreidae
Product: kelch-like protein 20
Exons: 9
Coding region: 137-1912 (591 amino acids)
Molecular function (GO): protein binding
Source: RefSeq, a predicted model, not a curated record
AUGGCAUUUCCUGAAAAAUGAAACCUAGAUUGUUUUAGAAUGAAAAAUGAUAUUUUGCGUCAUGAAGAGAAAAUUUAUCUUUGAAAAUAUUGAAUUUUACAUAAUUAAUUAGUUUAUUUUUGAAAAAAUCUCAAUUAUGGCAUGUCGAGAGCUACAGACAGCUGACCUGAUUCAAUCUGGCAUGGACCGACCCCCCUCCCCGGCCCGACUAGCCUACACCUCGGACAAACACCCCAGACACACCCUGGAGGCAAUCAACGUCUUACGUAAACACCGUGAAUUGUGUGAUGUCGUCCUUAUUGUCGGAGCUAAAAAGAUCUUCGCUCACCGCGUCAUCUUGUCUGCCUGUAGUCCGUACUUCCACGCCAUGUUCACGGGAGAGCUGGCCGAGAGCAGACAGACAGAAGUGACCAUCAGAGACAUUGAUGAGACGGCCAUGGAGCUGUUAAUAGACUUCUGUUAUACCUCUAACAUUACAGUGGAGGAGGGAAAUGUUCAGACCCUCCUCCCCGCAGCCUGUCUGUUACAGCUGGCGGAGAUACAGGAUGUGUGUUGUGAGUUUCUGAAGAGACAAUUAGAUCCCUCUAACUGCCUGGGUAUCAGAGCCUUUGCUGACACUCAUGCAUGCAGGGAUUUGUUAAGAAUUGCUGACAAAUUUACUCAACAUAAUUUUCAAGAGGUGAUGGAGAGUGAGGAGUUUAUGCUGCUUCCGGUCAAUCAGUUGGUGGACAUUAUCUCCAGCGACGAACUGAACGUACGCAGUGAAGAACAGGUGUAUAACGCAGUCGUCAACUGGGUCAAGUUCAACAUUGGAGAGAGGCGAACACAUCUACCAGUAGUGGUCCAGCAUGUCCGUCUUCCCUUAAUGAGCCCCAAAUUCCUGGUAGGAACAGUGGGGUCUGAAUUAUUGAUAAAGAGUGAUGACACAUGUAGAGACUUAGUGGAUGAAGCUAAAAAUUACCUACUUUUACCCCAGGAGCGACCCCUCAUGCAGGGUCCUAGAACUCGCCCCCGUAAACCAAUCAGAUGUGGAGAGGUUUUAUUUGCAGUUGGAGGUUGGUGUAGUGGUGAUGCCAUAUCUAGUGUGGAGCGGUUUGAUCCCCAGACCAGUGAGUGGCGUAUGGUGGCACCGAUGUCUAAGCGGCGGUGUGGGGUGGGAGUUGCUGUUUUAAAUGACCUUUUGUAUGCCGUUGGAGGACACGAUGGGCAAUCCUAUCUAAACAGUAUUGAAAGGUUUGACCCUCAGACAAACCAGUGGAGUGGUGAUGUAGCCCCCACCAGCUCCUGUCGGACCAGUGUGGGUGUGGCAGUACUGGACAAUUACAUGUAUGCAGUGGGGGGCCAAGACGGGGUCUCCUGUCUAAACUUUGUAGAGAGGUAUGAUCCACAACUGAAUAAGUGGACCAAGGUUGCGUCUAUGAGUACCAGGAGGUUAGGAGUGGGGGUGGCUGUUUUGGGAGGAUAUUUAUAUGCUGUUGGGGGUUCAGACGGGACAUCCCCACUAAACACAGUUGAGAGAUAUGACCCUCGUAGCAAUCGAUGGACACCCGUUUCUCCCAUGGGCACGAGACGUAAACACCUUGGAGUGGCUGUGUAUAACAAUAUGAUCUAUGCAGUGGGAGGGAGAGACGACACGACUGAGUUAAGCAGUGCAGAGCGAUACAACCCCCAAACUAAUACGUGGCAGGCAGUAGUUGCCAUGACAUCACGGAGGAGUGGGGUUGGAUUAGCAGUUGUAAAUGGACAACUUAUGGCCAUUGGAGGCUUUGAUGGGACAACAUAUUUAAAGACAAUAGAAGUGUACGAUUCAGAGGCAAACUGCUGGAAAUUGUGUGGAGGAAUGAACUAUCGCAGGUUAGGUGGAGGGGUGGGGGUGGUGCGAAUGCCCCAACAUGAAUCUCAUCUUUGGUAGACAGCAUAAAAUGCUGCAGAAAGACACAAUCUGAUAAAUGGCAUUACAUCAGCAGCAAUGCAUGUAUAUAUGGGAAGUGCCACUGCCAUCUCAGACACUGAGUGAAAGAAAAUUCUACUGUAAUUUAUUGGAAUCUUUUUUCCUUCUUACUUGAAAAACACCUUAAUAUUUGUACAUAAAUUUCAGUAUUUAUAUCUUGUUCAUAAACUGUAGUGCUUUUAAUGUCACAAUGGUUAUCUUCUCUGUAUCAGAAAUCUUUUAGGCUGUUACAUGUUUGCAUUUCUUUGCUACUUUGUUUUUUGCCAGAUUCGUAAAGCAAAGAAAGUAGUUUUCACAAUUUGCAAAUAACUUGUUACUUGUGCUUUGUAUGUUUCAGAAAAAAAGGUGCUCUCUUUAUUGUAUUUCACGUCGUUUGUAUCACUUCUGAGAGAUUUUCUGGGCAGAAAUUUGUCAUUCACAUGAUACUUAUUGAGUGUUUGGUGUGUAUGGAAAUUGUUAAGUGUUUUGCAUAGAGACUUUAUAAAAGUUGAGUGAUUUAUUGAGUGGAUUGUAAUAUUUUGACAUGCAGGGCAGAAGAAUGUACUGUUAAGCUUAAAUAACUUUUUUUGUAUGAAUGGAAAAUUCAUCUUUAUUUUUAUGACUGCUUUUGCUGUACUAAUUAACUCAAUACUUACAUAAUUUUUCCCCCUGCUAAUGACUUUCUCCCUUGCAGCAAUUCAUCAUAUUAGAGUCAUUAAAUGUUUGAAAAUUUCAUUUUUUGAUUCAGAAAAAGGGCUAUCAAAAACUUCAUGUAUGAAAGAAGAAAAUGAUCUGUAUAUGUAUUAAACUUCUGCAAAAAACUA